This is a messenger RNA of Mytilus trossulus (common blue mussel), 2497 nucleotides long. Its product is annotated as TBC1 domain family member 20-like. The coding region runs from base 208 to 1305 and encodes 365 amino acids. Gene Ontology annotation, molecular function: GTPase activator activity. Lineage: Eukaryota; Metazoa; Mollusca; Bivalvia; Mytilida; Mytilidae. Gene Ontology annotation, biological process: endoplasmic reticulum to Golgi vesicle-mediated transport; positive regulation of GTPase activity. The transcript has 10 exons. Gene Ontology annotation, cellular component: endoplasmic reticulum membrane. The record is from RefSeq and is a predicted model, not a curated record.
GUCAAUGUCAACAACCAAGGGUUGGGGGAAGGUUUAGAACUGUACCGGGUUUGUCUCCUCGCUAAAGAAACAAGAAAAUAACUCACGAUGCUUGUUGACUAGCCAAAAUGGUAAAAUGGAUAUGAUUUGUGGUUAAAUUAUUUACUCAGCUAUCAUAUGGGCAUUUAUUUUUACAUGCCUUAAGCGAUCACUUUUGCGGCGAAAAAGAUGAAGACCGAAAAGACAAACAUUGAAACGACAGAUGAGAUGAAGAAGAAAAUUGAACUUAUUAAAGAGGCAUUAAGUGAUGAAGAUACACAGAUCUCAACUUACCAGAAAUUUGCCAUCAGCUAUGGAGGACUUGUAAAUAAUGACAUUAGAAGUCAAGUAUGGCCAAAGCUGUUGAAGGCAGAUAUUUCAGACAUUUUACCCAAACCAGAAAGUUCAGUCUUAGAGGGACACAGAGAUUACAAUCAGGUUGUGAUGGAUGUGAACAGAACUCUUAAAAGAUUUCCACCUGGUAUGGAUGACGAUGUAAGAUUAGCAUUACAGGACCAGUUAAUUGACCUUAUUAUGAGAGUAUUAGUUAACCAUGAAGAACUUCAUUAUUACCAGGGUUACCAUGAUAUUUGUGUUACCAUUCUGUUGGUUGUAGGAGAGGAUGUUGGCUUUGCCCUUAUGGAUAUAUUGUCUUUAAAUCAUUUAAGAGAUUUUAUGGAUUCUAAUAUGGACAGAACAAAACACAUGUUAAAUUAUUUAUAUCCAAUUGUUGGAAGAUCUAAUCCAGAGCUCAGGGAUUUUAUGGAAAGGUCUGAGGUGGGAACAGUAUUCAGUUUAAGUUGGCUGAUAACAUGGUUUGGUCAUGUUUUGGAUGAUAUUAGACACAUUGUGCGGUUAUAUGACUUCUUUAUAGCAAACCACGGACUGAUGCCAAUAUAUCUUGCUGCUGCUAUUGUAUUGUAUCGGAAAGAGGAGAUUUUAGCUAGUGAAUGUGAAAUGUGUGUAUUACAUUGUUUGCUGUCUAAGAUCCCAGAUAACUUGCCAUAUGAGAAGCUAAUCAGUGAUGCUGGUGACUUAUUUUUACAAUAUCCACCCACUCAGUUAGCUAAUGAGGCUCUCUUAGCAUAUAAAAAGAAAAAUGACGCAAUUAAAGGAAGACGGGUACAGAAGCAGAAGGAGAAUUUGAAAGCAAAGAGAUAUCACCUGUCAAAGUUGUUCACACAAAAUGGUUCUAAUGUACUAGUGAAAGUAACAAUGUGGACGUUUGUAGCAUUAAUGACUGCUGGAAUGUGGGCCAUUAUUAAUACGUACAGAGAAUUUGAUUGAUGUAUUAGGUUGUAGGAAAUAUGUUUUUAUUUAUUAGUAAACAGCAUUGUAGAGAUACAAGGCUUGACUAAUCAGAAAAAGAAGAUAGCAUUACUUUUCACUUCUGGGUAAAUUUAAAGAAAUGAAGCAAACAUGAACAAUUGCUCAGAAUUUAAAGAAUUGAACUAAGAAACACUAUAAACUUUGUGAUUCACGUUAAGUAGUACAUGUACAUAUUUGUUACUUUUCAAUUUCAAACGGUAUUUUUUUUCUCACAAUUUUAAAUGAAAGAACAUUUUGUUAUCUCUAGAAUGCUGUUAUCACCUUUUCUAUAAGAGGUUGAAUAUUGUGAUAAUACAUUCUGUUAGUGAAGUUUGUAUUAAGAAAUCUGAUGAGCACUGGUGAUUUCUGAAGAUUUAUUAGUACAGGGUAGCUAACAUCAAUAUUGAUGUAAACCUUAGUAUUAUGUUUUUUUUCAAUACUUUCAGGGGGUCUCAUUAGGGGAUUCUGAUCUUGGAUCCCACUUACUGUUUUGUCAGAUUCCCGUAUCCCGCUUACACUAUUUACGCAAGCAAUUCUCAUUUUUUGGUUAUUUCCCAUGUCCCACUAGACUUCAUUUCCCGUUUUCACGGCUUAAUAAUUUGUCUUGAGACCCACCUUUCAGGAAGCUUUUUCUUAUUUGGAUAUUAUUUCAGAUUAUUUUUUAUCGGAAAAACCAUGGAGAUACACAGCAGUGUGUUAUAAAUCUGUGUUUACAUUUAUUUGCAUAAUAUAUCAUGUGACAUUUUCUCAAAAAUUAAUUUUGUUCCCAUCCUAUGAAAUAGUACAUGACGAAUCAGUGCUUUAAACUAAUUUUAAAAUUGAGGCAGUGAAUGAAAAUGUUAGAGUUAGUUACAUAUGAAUAAAUUGAUUUUUUUCUUUAACACAUUCCUUGUUUUACCCCUGAAUUAAUUUGUGUUGGUGUAUUGGAAGUUUUCAAUCCUUCAUUGUUAUCUCAUUUUAAAAGACAUUUUGCCAUUGACAUCUGUUGUAUAUCUAACAGGCUAUUAUUUGAACUUGGAAUUAUCUUUAGUUAUGGAAUUUGCAUAAUUUCUUGUACUUCAUUUUUUUUAAUAAAUUUCAGGUUGUUUUGGUAUUUUAAUGUUUUAACUCUUUCCAUACAAUGUAUUUUGUAUAGAUAGUAUUGUCCCUUUUAUUAUUACUAUUAAUUGCC